Messenger RNA from Osmia lignaria (orchard mason bee), 1358 nucleotides. RefSeq names its product heparin sulfate O-sulfotransferase. Lineage: Eukaryota; Metazoa; Arthropoda; Insecta; Hymenoptera; Megachilidae. Gene Ontology annotation, molecular function: heparan sulfate 2-sulfotransferase activity. The record is from RefSeq and is a predicted model, not a curated record. Gene Ontology annotation, cellular component: membrane.
AGGAAGUAACAGAAGUAAUCUGCAUAUACAUAUUACGUAUAAUUUCAGUGUCAUAUUUGACAAUUUAUUUUUUUUCUUUUCAUAUAGAAGCAUUGUUAAAAAUCAAUUAUGAUUAAUUUAGUAGUAUGAACAACACUUUUUAAAUGUUUGAGCACGACUGACCAUGUUUAUAUAAUUUGUCAGUAUUUACAAUUUGAAACCAACCUCGUGUUAUCAAGACUUUAGAAUAACGGUGGUGAUAUUAAAACUUCUGAAAAGUAUUUUUGUAUCAUAUGUGAUAAAAAGACCUAAUAAUAUAGAUAAUGGUACACAGAAAUUUCCUGCUACAAUGGAUUUUGGUGGUGAUAUUCAUAGUCACUAUCAUUUACUUAAAAAUGAAACUAAACUUCCUGGAGGAUCACUACAAAUUAUUGCACAAUGCCAUCACACAAGAACAAAACAAUAUUCAAAGUGGGCUUGAAGUUAAUGAGAUUUCUUACAAAUCAACAUUUGAUGAUCUCAUUAUUAUCUACAACAGGGUACCAAAAACAGCAUCAACCAGCUUUGUAGGUUUGGUCUACGAUCUGUGCAAACAGAACAAAUAUCAUGUGUUACAUAUUAAUGUUACCAAUAAUAUGCAUACUCUUACACUUGCUAAUCAGAUUCAAUUUGUAAAUAAUGUAACUGGAUGGAGUGCAAAGAAACCAGCAUUUUAUCAUGGUCAUAUCGCAUUCCUAAACUUUGAGAAAUUUGGUGUCCAACAAACACCUUUGUAUAUAAAUCUUUUACGUAAACCUUUAGAUAGAUUUGUUUCUUAUUACUACUUUUUGAGGUAUGGAGAUAAUUUUAGACCACACUUAAUUAGAAAAAAGCAUGGGGAUACUAAGACUUUCGACGAAUGUAUCGAAGCGGGUCAACCAGAUUGUGAUCCCGAUAACAUGUGGUUACAGAUACCAUUUUUGUGUGGUCAUGACCCUGCAUGCUGGGAAAUUGGAAAUAAUUGGGCAUUAGAAGAAGCAAAAAGAAAUUUACAGAAACAUUAUCUACUAGUAGGAGUAACAGAAGAAUUAACAGAAUUUGUAGAAACUUUGCAAAUUGUGCUUCCGCGAUUUUUUAAAGGAGCCUAUAAUUCGUUUUUACAUAAUAAUAAGUCACAUUUACGUCAGACUACACAAAAAAUUAAUCCACGGCCUGAAACUAUAGAGAAGAUUCAGAAAUCUGUUGUUUGGAAAAUGGAAAAUGAAUUGUAUAAUUUUGCUUUGAUGCAUUUUCACGCGGUGAAAAAACGUCUUAUAAAUGCAUCGCCUCAAGAUAUAAAUCAGCGGUUUAUGUACGAAAAAAUACGUCCAAAAUAAAUGAACUUUCUUAAAUACGUGAAA